AUGUCACACUCCCACUCCCACGAAGAUGCGGGUCACACCCACUCCCACGACGGCGGCUUCAACGCCCAAGAGCACGGCCACUCUCACGAAAUCCUCGACGGACCAGGCAGCUAUCUAGGCCGAGAGAUGCCCAUCAUCGAGGGACGAGACUGGACUGACCGAGCCUUUACCAUUGGAAUAGGAGGACCCGUCGGAUCCGGAAAGACAGCGCUGAUGCUGUCCCUCUGCCUCGCCCUACGUGAGAGAUUCUCCCUCGCCGCCGUGACCAACGACAUCUUCACCCGUGAGGACGCCGAGUUCCUGACGCGCCACUCCGCCCUACCCCCCCAGCGGAUCCGGGCCAUCGAGACGGGCGGCUGCCCCCACGCCGCCGUGCGGGAGGACAUAUCCGCCAACCUCGCCGCCCUCGAGGACCUCCACCGCGACUUCUCCACCGACCUACUCCUCAUCGAGUCCGGGGGGGACAACCUCGCCGCCAACUACAGCCGGGAGCUGGCCGACUUCAUCAUCUACGUCAUCGACGUCAGCGGCGGGGACAAGAUCCCCCGCAAGGGAGGGCCCGGCAUCACCCAGAGCGACCUCCUCGUCGUCAACAAGACCGACCUGGCCGACAUCGUCGGUGCCGACCUGUCCGUCAUGGAGAGGGACGCUCGGAAGAUGAGGGAGGGCGGUCCCACCGUCUUCGCCCAGGUCAAGAAGGGCGUCGGCGUCGAUCACAUCGUCAACCUCAUCGUCAGUGCGUGGAAGGCUAGCGGCGCUGAGGAGGAGCGCAAGGCGAGGGGUGGUCCCCGUCCUACUGAUGGCCUCGAGGGCCUCGUCGCCAAAUAG
Messenger RNA from Geosmithia morbida, 828 nucleotides. RefSeq names its product urease accessory protein. Gene Ontology annotation, molecular function: GTPase activity; nickel cation binding. NCBI's taxonomy places the organism in Eukaryota, Fungi, Ascomycota, Sordariomycetes, Hypocreales, Bionectriaceae. The transcript has 2 exons. Bases 1 to 828 code for a protein of 275 amino acids. The record is from RefSeq and is a predicted model, not a curated record.